Molecule: messenger RNA, 3487 nt
Organism: Mus caroli (Ryukyu mouse)
Lineage: Eukaryota; Metazoa; Chordata; Mammalia; Rodentia; Muridae
Source: RefSeq, a predicted model, not a curated record
GUGGCGGUGCUCCGCGGCGGCGCGCCGGGCCGGCCCCGCGCAGGGCGCUGGCCAGGUGUGCAGGUCCCCAGAGGCGGCGACGCUGAGCGGCGGGCGCGAAAAGUCACCACCCAGAUAAUGGAUUUUAUAGAUCAGAUUGCUUAGUGUGGAUAUCAUGGUAACAAUACAGGAAGUAUUGUUAAUUUCUCACUCCCACCAAGUGGUCAUGACUACUGAAGAAAGAAUCUUUUAAAACUACAACAGAGUUCACUUGGGUACCUCUUAUGGAAAUCCUGAUUUUGUUUUUAACUUUUGGUAAUUUUUUACUAAAGUCAUGAACAAGCAGAGGGCUUGUCCUGUCAGGCAAACACACUCUAGUGAGAAUGUCUAGAAGAGGAUCNAUUCUGCACAGCCGGACCCAGUGGCUGCUGUUGGGCCUUGCUUUGCUCUUCAGUUUAGUAUUAUUUAUGUACCUCCUGGAAUGUGCCCCCCAGACUGAUGGAAAUGCUUCUCUUCCUGGUGUUCUUAGAGAAAAUUAUGGUAAAGAAUAUUACCAAGCCCUCCUGCAGGAGCAAGAAGAACAUUACCAAACCAGGGCAACCAGUCUGAAACGCCAGAUUGCCCAGCUAAAGCAAGAACUACAAGAUAUGAGUGAGAAGAUGAGAGCCUUGCAAGAGAGAAAGAAGCUAGGGGCUAACGGCAUAGGCUAUCCUGGCAACAGAGAGCAGACACCCAGUGACCUCUUAGAGUUUCUUCACUCCCAGAUCGACAGAGCUGAAGUUAGCGUAGGGGCCAAACUCCCCAGUGAGUAUGGAGUCGUUCCCUUUGAAAGUUUUACUUUAAUGAAAGUAUUUCAGUUGGAAAUGGGUCUCACUCGCCAUCCUGAAGAAAAGCCAGUUAGAAAAGACAAACGAGAUGAAUUGGUAGAAGUUAUUGAAGCUGGCUUGGAGGUCAUUAAUAAUCCUGAUGAAGAUGACGAACAGGAAGAUGAGGAGGGCCCCCUUGGAGAGAAGCUGAUAUUUAAUGAAAAUGACUUCAUAGAAGGCUAUUAUCGCACUGAGAGAGACAAAGGCACACAGUAUGAACUGUUUUUUAAGAAAGCAGACCUUAUGGAGUACAGACAUGUGACCCUCUUCCGCCCUUUUGGACCUCUCAUGAAAGUGAAGAAUGAGCUGAUCGANAUCACAAGAUCAGUUAUUAAUAUCAUUGUGCCACUUGCGGAGAGGACAGAGGCGUUUUCACAGUUUAUGCAGAACUUCAGAGAUGUUUGUAUUCAUCAAGACAAGAGGAUUCAUCUCACCGUUGUGUAUUUUGGGAAAGAAGGACUAUCUAAAGUCAAGUCUAUUCUAGAAUCUGUCUCAAGCUUCAGUUUCAGUUUGACCUGUUGUUAUCAAGUGAACAUUGGUAAAAAAGUGUUUUAUCCUGUGGUGUUCAGUCUUUACAACCCUGCCAUUGUCUAUGCCAACCAGGANNUGCCGCCCCCUGUGGAGCAGCAGCUGGUUCAUAAAAAGGACUCUGGAUUUUGGAGAGACUUUGGCUUUGGGAUGACCUGUCAAUAUCAAUCGGANUUCCUGAGUGUCGGUGGAUUUGACAUGGAAGUAAAAGGCUGGGGUGGAGAAGAUGUUCAUCUUUACCGAAAAUACCUACACGGUGAUCUUAUUGUGAUUCGGACUCCAGUUCCUGGUCUCUUCCACCUCUGGCAUGAGAAACAUUGUGCAGAUGAGCUGACCCCUGAGCAGUACCGAAUGUGCAUCCAAUCCAAAGCCAUGAAUGAGGCCUCCCACUCUCACCUGGGAAUGAUGGUCUUCAGGGAGGAAAUAGAGAUGCAUCUUCGCAAACAGGCAUACAGAACAAACAGCGAGGCUGCUGGGUAACAGACAGUCAACAUGGGAGAGUCGGAACCACAAACCAGCACUGUUUAUUCAGCCUUAAUUCCAACUCUAGAUUAUGUGCCUCUUCCAGAGAAAAACUUUUCUUUUCCAUGUUCUUUCUGAAAUGUUUUUGUAGCUCAACUUGAUAUAAGAAGAAAACACAGGUGUCUUGAUGUAUAGCCUGCCUUGUGAGAGUACUAUAGUAUGAAACAGUUGACAAAAUGAAAUUUUAUAUUUGUCCCCAAAAUCAUUUGAAUUAGAUUCUGCCUGGUACCUGUGUUCUGAUUGGUCCUGGAGUAUACGAGGCUGAUGUUGAGUUGGUCAGCACACUCCUACAGGGAACAGAACACUGGUUGGUCGAAAUGUUCAGACAGAUAUGCCUGCUGACCACUAAGUCAAUCAUUUGACUUCAGUCUUUAGAUGAAAGCUUUCAUUGAUCACAUGUAGAAUAUUUUUUUCACAGAAAAUAAUUAACAUAUCUGAAAUCUACAGUCCAUCACAAAGGCAUAAGUCAAAACCCCUUAGUUUCAUGUUGCUUUCCCUUUGAAUAUGUUUUUAAGCAAAUGGAUAUAGUAGAUGUAGUUUAGAAUUUAUGGUUUGAUUAUAAAUAAAAUAUAUUGUUAUGUUACCAAUGUUCAAAAUUCAUAGUCAAACUGUAGUAGAUUGUUUUGAACAUUUUAUUAUAUUGGAUUGCAGGACAGUAGNUGUGUUUGGGAAUGUCUUUUUAUAUAAGCCAGAGACAUAGAAGAUAUGAACAUUAUAGCAUGGUUUUAUAUGGCUUUUGUUUUGCACUGUCUUGUUUAGCAUGGGCACAUAUAUAUUUAUUUUCUAUAUGCUAAUUUUACCAUAAUUGUGUUUGCAUUUGUAUUAUACUUUCAGUUGAAAGAGUUUUAUUGAAAAAAAUUAAAUGCAUUAUAUAAUAAGACCACCCUUGAUUUGAGAAAAGGGAAGGAAGGAAAAGUGAUUUGAUAAAAAUAUAAAUUAUGGAGUACUUUAAAAAACUGUACAGAUUGAAUGCUACUUUAAUUGAAAUGUAAAUUCUAUUAAUGAGACAAGAUGAAUAAGAAAUUAUAUUCCAGUAGAACUGUACUAUAAUAUUUAUCACACAUGGAUAUUUUAUCAUUGGGUCAUUUACUAGAUCCAGAAAUUGGAGAUAAAAUAAAGGCAUGCAUAGUUUUUUUAACCCCUGACUUUUAAAGGGACCUGCUAUUUCUAUAUACCCCCAUGAGAACUCAGAAAAAGUUAUUAUUUUUGUUCAGUAAAUCAUACCAUCUCAAAUGUUACNAAUGCCAAAUUUCUAGGUGCUAAUGUGAAUCCAGUUCAAUAUUAACGAGUUGCUGAGGGUUCUACCUGGCAUAUGGUUGAGGUAUUUUUUAAGAUGUAUAAAGGGCUUUCUGCAGAGUAAGCAGAGCCAGUAAUCUCCUUUGUACACAUUUAUUUAUUGUAAAGACCAGUGACCGUGGUAUUUACAAUUAGGGUACUUAAUGAUUUACAAAGGUGAUUUCAGCUUGGUUUUGAGAUAAUCAAAUGAUUUUUACUUUAACUCCUAUUUUUUUAAACUAGCUUUUAUUUGAAGAUGGAAGCUAAGCAAUGAAAGCAUUACUAUAUUUUUUACAUUAAGUGGUACCAAUAAAGUA